Messenger RNA from Pichia membranifaciens NRRL Y-2026, 4303 nucleotides. RefSeq lists its product as hypothetical. The transcript has a single exon. Gene Ontology annotation, biological process: L-lysine biosynthetic process. Lineage: Eukaryota; Fungi; Ascomycota; Pichiomycetes; Pichiales; Pichiaceae. Gene Ontology annotation, molecular function: phosphopantetheine binding; L-aminoadipate-semialdehyde dehydrogenase [NAD(P)+] activity. The coding region runs from base 84 to 4250 and encodes 1388 amino acids. The record is from RefSeq and is a predicted model, not a curated record.
GAGCCUUUAACCUCUGUUUCUGGCGUGCUGAAAACUGUACAGUAGUGAAAAACAGACCUGCUAGUAAGUUCCGCUAAUCAAAGAUGUUGGACUUUGAGUUUUGGACGAAAACUCUAGACUCUCCAACUGUGAACAUCAUCCCAUUUGACUUUCAGAGACCAACUGAUGGAAGUAUACUUCAGGAUACUUUCGAGUUUGUUCUUCCAGAAGGCACCGACUUCUUUACGGCACUUACCGUAUACGCUCUCUUGAGCUACAGACUUACCGGUGAUGACGAUAUUACGGUUGCUACGAACGAUGAGUUUGCUGCAAAUGAGUUUGUCUUGAGACUUUCCAUUGAUCCGAAGAAAACGUUUGCAGAACUGUACAACCAAGUGCAGUCUACAUAUGAGGAGUUCUACUCAAAAAUUGUACCAAUCGAAAAGAUUGUGGACGUUUUGAAAACAUCCAAGUCUCUAGAGAAGGCUCCCGCUCUAUUCAAGUCGUCCUUCCAGUACUCGGGGGAUGCCGACUCGUUGGAGACUACCGUCCCGGGCUCUGUCAGAGAUAUGGCAUUCUACUUCGGCAAGAGAGGCACUUUGUCUGUGUAUUUCAACAGUUUGCUCUACAAGAAGUCGAGGGUGGAGUAUCUUGCUGAGCAAUUCACCCAGGUUGUCAAAGCCGUUGAUCACGACAAGACUCAGGUAAUUUCGAAAAUAAGCUUGAUCACCGAGUCCCAAAAAUCUAUUUUGCCGGACCCAACUAUCGACCUUGACUGGUCGAACUUCAGAGGUGCCAUUCAGGACAUUUUCUCAGAUAAUGCAGCCAAAUUUCCAGAGAGAACCUGUGUCAUUGAAACCGCAUCUUUUCUUGAUCCUAGCGCUAAAGACAGACACUUCACUUAUAAGCAAAUAGAUGAAGCUUCCAACAUCGUUGGUAACUUCCUUGUCAAGACGGGUAUCAAGAGAGGUGACAUUGUCAUGAUCUACGCCUACAGAGGUGUCGACUUAAUGAUUUCUGUCAUGGGUGUUUUGAAAGCAGGUGCAACUUUCUCUGUCAUUGAUCCAGCUUAUCCUCCAACCAGACAAACCGUCUACUUGAAGGUUGCCAAUCCUCAGGGUAUCAUUGGUAUUAAAAAAGCAGGUACAAUUGACAACCUUGUUGAGGAGUAUAUCAGAGAUGAAUUAAAUGUUAUCACGCGUAUUCCAAAUAUUGAAGUUCAGGACGAUGGUUCUUUACUAGGUGGGGCAGUUGAGGGUGUGGAUAUCCUUGCUGACUACGCACAAUUUAAGUCCCAAAGAACUGGAGUUGUUGUAGGACCUGAUUCUAACCCGACCUUGUCUUUCACUUCAGGAUCUGAGGGCUUGCCAAAGGGUGUUUUAGGUAGACACUUUUCUCUUGCAUAUUACUUCCCAUGGAUGGCCAAAACUUUCCACCUUUCGGAAAAGGACAGAUUCACGAUGCUUUCAGGUAUCGCACAUGACCCUAUCCAAAGAGAUAUGUUCACCCCACUCUUUCUGGGUGCUACCCUACUUGUUCCUACUCAGGAUGAUAUCGGUACUCCAGGAAAACUUGCUGAAUGGAUGGGUAAGCAUAAUGCAACUGUCACACAUUUAACCCCAGCCAUGGGACAACUUCUGAGCGCUCAAGCCACUGCAGAGUUCAAGUCUUUACAUCAUGCCUUUUUUGUUGGUGACAUUUUAACCAAAAGAGAUUGUUUACGUUUGCAAACCUUGGCCGAAAAUUGCUCCAUCGUUAAUAUGUACGGUACUACCGAAACUCAAAGAGCCGUUUCAUUUUUUGAAAUUCCAAGUCGUGCAGAAAAUCCACGCUUCUUGGAGACCCAAAAGGACAUUAUGCCUGCAGGUACCGGAAUGCUGAACGUCCAAUUGUUGGUCGUCAACAGAAAUGAUAGCACUCAAACUUGUGGUAUUGGUGAAGUUGGUGAAAUUUAUGUCAGAGCGGCAGGUUUGGCUGAAGGUUACAGAAUGAACGAUGAGUUGAACAAACAAAAAUUUGUUAACAACUGGUACGUUCCAAUCGAUGGUUUUGUUGCAAAGGACAAAGAAGUAUCUAAGAAUGAGCCAUGGAGAGAGUUCUGGAAGGGACCAAGAGAUAGACUUUACCGGACAGGAGAUUUGGGUCGUUAUUUACCUGAUGGUAAUUGUGAGUGUUGUGGUCGUGCUGACGACCAGGUUAAGAUUCGUGGUUUCAGAAUUGAAUUGGGUGAAAUUGACACACACAUCUCUCAGCACCCUUUGAUCAGAGAAAAUAUCACAUUGGUUAGAAAGGACAAGAAUAAUGAGCCACUUCUUGUGACUUUCUUUGUUCCGAAAGUAGUUUCUGAACUUGAGUCUUUCAAGACUGUGUCUGAAGAAAUUGAAAAAAUCACAGAUCCUCUCGUUAAAGGUCUAGUUCAAUUUGCUAAUUUAAUCAAGGAUCUAAAACUCCACUUGAAGAAGCGUUUGGCGGCCUACUCCAUUCCAACGUUGAUUAUCCCAAUGUCUAAGCUACCUUUGAAUCCAAACGGUAAGGUUGAUAAGCCAAAGUUGCAGUUGCCUUCCGAGAAUCAAUUGAACCAAGUUGCAGUAUAUUCUUCCAAUCAGCAGGAUGAUACUGAAUUCACUGAAAUGGAAUCUAAGGUUAAAGAUCUUUGGAUUUCUGUCUUGCCAAAUCGUCCAUCAUCUAUUACUCCUGAUGAUUCAUUUUUUGAUCUUGGUGGUCACUCCAUUCUUGCAACAAGAAUGAUUUUCGAGUUAAGAAAGAAACUUGCAAUUGAUGUGCCAUUAGGUACAAUUUUCAAGCAUCCAACGAUCUCCUCAUUUGCAAAUGAGGUUGAACGUUUAUCUCAACUGGAAGACGGUAGAGAAGUUGAAGAGUCAACACCAAAUGAUGAGUCUUCCAAAAUUGAUUAUUACAAGGAUGCGGUCUCUCUUUCCAAAUCUGACAUUAAGACUAAUUACUCUACACUUGAAGAACUUGACCCAACCAAACCAAUCAAUGUUUUCGUUACUGGAGCAACAGGAUUUCUCGGUACAUUCAUCAUCAGGGAACUGCUUUCACGUGAGAAAUUGGAUAUCAACAUUCAUGCUCAUGUACGUGCAUCCAGCGAACAUGCUGGUCUCGAAAGAUUGAUCAAAGCUGGUAAGACUUACGGCGUUUGGGAUGAUUCAUUCAAAUCAAAGAUUCAUGUCGUCUUGGGUGAUUUAUCUAAACCGCAAUUUGGAUUGGCCGAUGAUAAAUGGAACAAGUUGACAGAAACAAUUGAUGUUGUUAUUCACAACGGUGCCCUUGUCCACUGGGUUUAUCCAUAUGCCAAGUUAAGAGAUGCUAACGUCAUCUCUACUAUCAAUGUUCUCAAUUUGUGUGGCGAAAAUAAAGCCAAACACUUUACUUUUGUUUCAUCUACAUCUACUGUUGAUGUGCCACAUUAUGUCCACCUUGGUGCAAGCUUGCAUUCCGCAAGUGAGGACAAGGGUGGUGUAUUAGAGUCAGAUGACUUAUUAGCUGCCAAGAGUGGCUUGGGCACUGGAUAUGGCCAAUCCAAGUGGGCUGCUGAAUACAUAAUUCGUCGUGCUGGAGAUGCUGGCUUGAGAGGUGCGAUAGUAAGACCAGGUUACGUUCAAGGUUUCAGCCAAACUGGUGCAUCAAACACUGAUGAUUUCCUUUUACGUAUGUUAAAAGGAUGUGUUGAAGUAGGUUCUUAUCCAGAAAUUACCAACACUGUCAACACUGUUCCUGUAGACCAUGUUGCUCGUGUUGUUGUUGCAUCUGCACUACACCCACCACGUGCUCCAACCGAGAAGCUUUCCGUCGUUCAAGUUACCGGCCACCCACGUAUCCAGUUCAACAAGAUGCUCGAUGCAUUAAACAGUUUCGGAUAUAGCGUCAAGAAAUCCGAAUAUCGUGAAUGGGCUAAAACUUUGGAAAAAUACGUUAUCGACGACGCCAAAGACAGUGCACUUUUUCCACUAUUGCACUUUGUUCUUGGUGACCUACCUGAAGAUACUAAGGCCCCUGAACUUGACGACAGGAACGCCGUUGAAGUGUUGAAGACCGAUAAGCUCUGGAACUCUGACAGCAAGGACUAUUCCUCUGGUAGCGGGGUUACUAAAGACGUGUUGGCUGCAUAUGUUGCUUAUUUGAUCAAGAUUGGAUUUUUGCCAGAACCAAAGGGAACGGCUACAUCAAAGUUACCUGACGUUGAGGUCAAGGAGGAAUCAUUGGAACUGAUCCGUGCUGGUGCAGGUGCUAGAACCAGUGCAAACUAAAUGUAUAUAACUUACGUUUGCUAUUAGUGUUUAGUAAAUUAAUAACAAUUAUA